Plasmopara halstedii is the source of this 180-nucleotide messenger RNA. RefSeq lists its product as uncharacterized. The transcript is spliced from 2 exons. NCBI's taxonomy places the organism in Eukaryota, Oomycota, Peronosporomycetes, Peronosporales, Peronosporaceae. The record is from RefSeq and is a predicted model, not a curated record. The coding region runs from base 1 to 180 and encodes 59 amino acids.
AUGGCCGCUUCUCACUUACGAUUUGAAAGCGAGCUAUCGUUAAGUGAAAAUUGUGGCAACGGCCCUAAAGCAGUUUUGCCGAAGUGGGGGCUCAGACUUAUUGCGUUUAUUCAAUUAAUAAGAAACCUCUCUGCCUCUUCAGAUUCUGGUAAUAGUGCUACUUACCCACUUGCUCACUAA